CAAAGGUCACCAAUUCUCCUGUGACGUAUUGACUUACGGUUCUUGCAACCGCCAUUUACGUUUAGUUCCUUUACAGUUAAAAAACUAUACAAUGCGUUGGGGAAUAUAUGGUACUGGAUGUAUAGCAGAAGAUUUUUGCAAAGCUUUGGGCUGUAUGGAUCAGUCUCUACAUGAAAUCGUUGCUGUUGGUUGUGAUGACAGUAAAGCUGCCAGUGAGUUCGGGAAGAAGUUUAAAAUACCAAAUACUUACGGAUGCUGUGAAGAAUUUGUCAGAAAUAAGAAUAUAGAUGUCGUGUAUGUAUCAUCUCCAGUCGGUGACCGUUACGAAGAUUGUUAUCUUAUGAUACAAUAUAACAAACACGUUCUAUGCGAAGCUCCUUGCGCUUUGAGAGCAGAGGAAUGCUUUUCGCUGAUAGAGUUUGCAAGACGAAAUAAAGUGUUCUUCAUGGAGGGCAUCUGGAUGUGUUUCCUGCCGAUUUUUAGACACAUUAAAGAGGAAAUUGAUCAAGGUACCAUAGGGGAUGUAAAAUAUUUCGAUGCUGCUCUAUUUUUCGAUGUUCUGCAUAAGGAAAAGAGAUCCACUACAGGAAUUAGCGGAGGCUGUAUUUCCAAUAUAGGCGUGUAUCUUUUGUGGUUGGUACAAUUUGUAUUCCGAGAGAAUCCUGAACACGUCCUCACUAUUGGAAAUUUUACAAGUAACGGUAUUGAUGAAGCUUGUAACAUUAUCCUUCUGUAUCAAAAUGGUAGCAAAGCUUCUUUGUCAUGUCAUUCAAAACUGAAAGGAAGAGCAGAUGCCUGGAUCUAUGGAACAAAUGGAAGCAUUUAUAUACAUCCGCCACUUUGGUCCACCAACAAAAUAACGAUAAAUAGUGUAGAGACGGAAAUCCCGCUUGGUUUGGCGAAUCCUUCGACGGAUGUUGAAUUUAAUUAUCCCGAGAGCAUGGGAUUCAUUUGUCAGGCCGAACUUGUACGUCAUUGGAUCCGUGCAGGUUUUACAGAAUCGCCACUUCAUACAUUAACUCAGACACAAGCAGUUUCGAGACUUCUUGAAACUGUUCGAGAGAAACUUUACAGAUCAAGAAAUGAUUUCAGCACCGUUCCAGUGGAAGAACAGUUAAGUUUUUUUGAGAAAAUGCGAUGUACCAUAAUCUAGUUAGAAUUUCAAAAAUGAGUACUUUUCUGGAGAAUUCGUUAUC
This is a messenger RNA of Octopus sinensis (East Asian common octopus), 1196 nucleotides long. RefSeq names its product trans-1,2-dihydrobenzene-1,2-diol dehydrogenase-like. The coding region runs from base 92 to 1153 and encodes 353 amino acids. NCBI's taxonomy places the organism in Eukaryota, Metazoa, Mollusca, Cephalopoda, Octopoda, Octopodidae. The record is from RefSeq and is a predicted model, not a curated record. Gene Ontology annotation, molecular function: nucleotide binding. The transcript has 7 exons.